AUGUCCGUGAUGCGUGUGCUCUCCUUUGUGCUCCCACUCGUGGCAGCGGAGCCCCAGUCGCUUCGCGGAGCCUUUGACGAGGUCGCUUGCAGCGGCAACGGAGGCCUGGCAGAGCACACUCCGUCGUGCUACGGAGGUCAGUUCCUUGUCGAGAAAUUCUCGCUCCAUGUCCUGAGCUAUGACGGCUCCACGGGCAUUGUGGACAUGAAGGCGGAGGGUCCUCAGUCGGCCCAGUGCGAUGGUGCAGAGUUCCAGAGUGACGACAACAUGAUCACCAUCGAGAAUGAUCAGGGGUGCGGCUUGGGCAACUACGAGUACACGGUGAGGUACUGCCCGGAUCAGGACCAUGUCAUCGUAAACCUGGUGAAGCCCUACAACGCCCGCGUUGUCUUGCAGAGCCAGACUUGCCCCAGCGCCGGAGAGGUGCUGGCGGCCAGCGUCUUUUGGCUUGCGCGGAUACACAACUGGUGGAUCGCUGCGCUGGCCUUCUACCAUGUUCUGCUGGCCUUCUGUGUGAACCCUAUGGUGUUUCCAAAGGCCGUGAUCCUCUUUGGUGCUUGUCUCUGGGCCUAUCGGAUCCGUCUCCUCUCCGUGCAGAAAUAUGGGUACUUGAUCCACGAGUUUGAUCCCUGGUUCAAUGCGAGGGCCACGAAGUAUCUGGCAAAGCAGGGCUGGCAUGCCUUCUUCCACUGGUACGACUACAUGAGUUGGUAUCCGCUCGGGCGGCCGAUCGGGACCACCAUUUACCCAGGCAUGCAGAUCCUCUCUGUUUGGAUCUGGAGGGCCCUGAAGGUCUUUCCCUCGCCGAGGUCGCCUUUGAAGUGGGAACUCCCAAGCUCCCUGGUGGAGUCCCUGCCUGCGGGAUGGAUCUCCUACCUCCCAGGUCACGGGAAGGCGGAGUUUUCAUCGAUGAACGUCAACGAUGUCUGCGUGAUGGUGCCCGCCUGGCUUGCAGCUGUGGCCACCUUUGCCAUCUUCCUACUCACCUGGGAGGUGUCGGAAAGCUCCGGCGCGGGUGUAGCUGCCGCAGUGGUGAUGGCCAUCAUUCCCGCGCACUUGAUGCGCUCGAUGACAGGAGAGUUUGACAACGAGUGCGUGGCAAUGGCCGCAUUCUGUACAGCCUUCUGGCUCUGGUGCCGCUCGGUGCGCGCUCCCUCGUCCUGGCCCUGGGCUCUUCCGGCGGCCUUGGCCUACGCGAGUGCCGUGGCGACCUGGGGCGGGUACAUCUUUGUGAAUAACUUGAUCGGGCUCCACGCAGCAGUGCUAGUGGGCCUGGGCAAGUACAACUCCGGCCUCUACCGCGCCUACUCGCUGUGGUACGCCCUGGGGACAGCUCUGGCGACCCUGGUGCCUGUGGUCAGCUGGACGCCACUUCGCUCGAUCGAGCAGAUGCCCUCGCUAGCGGUUUUCCUCGGCUUUCAGGUUUUAGAACUCUGCGACCUGUACCGUCGGCGGCGAGCUCCAACCAUGAGCGGUCUCAGAUUCUGCCUUCUCCGGGUGGCCGUCUUCGUGUCUAUUGGAGUGGUGGCGGCCGGCGUCUGCUGGGCGCUGAUGCAGCUCAACUACUUCUCGCCGUGGUCCGCGCGAAUCCGCGGCCUCUUUCUGAAACACCGGAAGACCGGGAACCCUCUGGUGGACUCAGUGGCGGAACAUCAGGCUGCGAGCGAUCAGGCCUACGACAUGUACCUGGGCACUCCGAGGUACUUUGCCUUCGUCGGUCUCUUCUUCUGCUGGCACCAGCGGACACCGUCCAAGAUAUUCCCUGUUUUGUUUGCAGCAGUGGCCUACCACUUCUCGCUGAAGAUGAGUCGUCUGCUCAUUAUCUGCGGCCCCAUCGUGUCGAUCCUGGCAGGAUAUCCGGUCGGCAUCCUCGGCGACUGGUGUGUCGAGCAGGUCAAGCGUCUUCUGUGUGGCCCCCCAGCGGCUGAAGUCGAGGAGGAGGUUCCGAAGCGCACAGGCGGCAUGGGAUCCAUAUAUCGCAUCUGUAAGAUGCUGAUGUGGCCGGUAACCUACACGGACGAAGUCAGUGCAGUGGAUGAGAAGUGGUCAACCUACGUCGCGACGAAGCUUCCCCUUUUAGAUCGUUCCACAAGGCCGGAUGACGAAUGGCGGCUUUUGGGUCCGGCGAUUAUCGAGUUACGGAAAGCGAUCGGAGCACCAACAGCGACGAAGAAAUGUCGCGGGCGAUCGCUGCGUUCCGCGACAUGGCGGCUGACGACGAGCUCGACUACAUGUUCGCCACGCCGGUGCUCACCCGACUACAUGUUCGCCACGCCGGUGCUCACCCGCCAGAGUCAUGCGGUCCUCGUGUCCAACUCCGUCACCCGUUUGGCGGGUCAUACCGCGAGCGCAGCUGUUGGGGUCCGCUUCCAUAUGGAUCACAUGUACAGCUCCAUGCUCGUGACCGAGAACGGAGACGGGACCUGGGCUUUCACUCCCGAAGGGGGCGCUGGCUCUGCCCUUGCGGGCUUGGACGUCGACGACGCCAUGCUCGCGGAGGCAAUCCGGGGCGACGAUCCGGCGACGUUCUUUGCUGCCAGCAUGGUCAAUUGCGUGGCGUGCAGGAUGCCCGCAGAGGUCCUGAAGGGAAGGCUCCGGGCAGACCCCGACAUUCGCCAGGCGCUCAUCGCCUUGCUGUCCAGCGUCCCCACGAUUCGCCAGAACGAGUACAACGACAUUAUGGUGUCUGCGGUGAACAAAGCGUUCGAGAUAGCCCACAGGCUCCUCCCGGGGAACGACGGAGUGGAAAUGGUUCUUGCUGCGUUCAACGACGCACGCCGCGUGGGGGGGUGGACUGCCCGCAACAGAGGUGCCCAGACUGUGAGGCAGGGGGACAACAGGGCCACUAUCACCGCGGUGAUGGGCACCUCCGAGACCGGCAAUCCUGCAGGCGCUGCCCCAAGAAUGCUGGUGGACACGGCGUAUCAGGUGAUCCAGUCUGUGAUUCCGAGUCACCGCGUGGAUGGAUUUGAGACUCAGGAAGAGAAGGCACUGUACAAAAAGACUAUAUGGGAGGGAUCCUUCAGGGCUAUUCCCAAGGAACUCGACGGCUACUCGCACGCGGAGUCCCUGGCGGGCCCCGGCUUGGCCUACGAAGCGCGCAGCUUCGCUGAGAGGAAGAUGUCAGGACUCCGAAAUGGCAAGACCAUCAUUGUGGAUGACUACUACCAAGGAUAUCUCUGGAUCGACAAGAACACCCCGCCGGAUUCUAGAGUUUUGGCAUGGUGGGACUACGGCUACCAAAUCACCGGAAUUGCCAAGCGGACCUCUGUCGCUGAUGGCAACACCUGGAACCAUGAGCACAUCGCCACAAUUGGUCGCAUCUUGUCCAACCCGGUGAAGAAGUCGCACAACAUCAUGCGGCACCUUGCCGACUAUGUGCUCGUCUGGGCCGGCGAGAGGGAGACAGACCUCAGGAUCUCGACCCACUUUGCGCGGAUUGGGAAUUCCGUGUUCCCGGACAUCUGCGGGCCACGGGAUCCGACUUGCAGUAAAUAUGCAGCGUACCCGCAGCCAACGCCGAUGAUGCGUGAGUCCUUUGUCUACAACGCCGUGAAGCACAAGCUCCUUCCCGACGUGGAGUUGAACCCCAAGCUUUUCAAGGAAGGGGCCUGGCGGGAAGUUGAGUAG
Symbiodinium sp. CCMP2592 is the source of this 3630-nucleotide messenger RNA. NCBI's taxonomy places the organism in Eukaryota, Dinophyceae, Suessiales, Symbiodiniaceae. The record is from the annotation of a GenBank genome assembly.